AUGAAACGUCAGAACACACGGUGUGGCGUGCCCAUCCACCUUCAAGACCACAACUAUUUCAAGAUCAGAAGAACCUCUGCACACCACAGACCCAGCCGCAACUGCUGCAGGGACAUCGAGGUGCGGAAUUCCACCCCGCAGCCCCAGCACUCUGCUAGCACCUCGAGACUUCCACAGAAGAGGAAGCGGAGCUCCAAGCCCUGUCCUUCGGCACCUCCUACUGAAGCCUCAGGGAAGUUGGAUCCCGUCCCCAGGCCUGUGUCUCCCAUCUCACCUGCUGACCUUCCAGCGGUCUCCACUCUGCCACCCAGGCCUCAGCCCUCCACUGCUGAUAACCAGCUUACCUCCACUGCUGUGUGCCCUGACAGUCCUCUGAGAAUACACAACCGCUCAGUAGAGGACUAUCAAAAGAUCUAUUGUGACGUGGUUGAAGAUAUGCUCAGGUAUGUUUGUGUUAAAAAUUUUUGUCACUCUUUCAAUCAGAUCAUUUUCACAUUCAUCAAAUUACUCAAAAAUCUCAGUUGUUCAGUAUCCUUAUUAUUCAAUUUCUGUUUCUUCCACCCCUCACAGAUACAAGAGUGGCCGGCCUCGUCCGUACAGUCUGGAGCUUGGACGUCGGAUCAAGCAGAAGCUCUGGGAGAGCCUGAACCACCCUACGAUUUCGACGUCAGCCAACGAAGACGGACAGGUGCAUGUGGAUGUGUCAUAUGGGGCUGGAGUCUAUCCUCCCCUUUAUGAUGUUGACAUUUCUGGAGAACCAGAACCUGGACGGGCACCAGCAAAGAGAG
Molecule: messenger RNA, 788 nt
Organism: Lates calcarifer (barramundi perch)
Lineage: Eukaryota; Metazoa; Chordata; Actinopteri; Centropomidae
Exons: 3
Coding region: 1-738 (245 amino acids)
Source: RefSeq, a predicted model, not a curated record